CUGACCACACCCUGAAGUCACUCCUGCAUAAAGCUGUCUCUUCCUGUAGAGUGUCACCAGCAGAAGAACAAGCACAGAGCAGCCCUGUCUAGGGAGCUCCCUUGGUUGCCAUGCCCAGGUACACAGUGCACGUGCGUGGGGAAUGGCUGGCCGUGCCCUGCCGGGAUGCCCAGCUCACCGUGGGCUGGCUGGGCCGGGAGGCCAUCAGGCGCUACAUCAAGAACAAGCCGGACAAUGGUGGCUUCGACUCGGUGGAUGCUGUAAACUUCCUUGUGCGCCGGUGCAAGGGCCUGGGCUUGCUGGACAAUGAUGACAUCCUGGAGGUGGCCUUGGAAGACAACGAGUUUGUGGAAGUGGUCAUAGAAGGGGAUGCCAUGUCUCCAGACUUCAUUCCAUCUCAACCAGAAGGUGUUUACCUAUACAGUAAAUACCGGGAACCUGAAAAGUACAUCGCCUUAGAUGGGGACAGUCUGACCACAGAGGAUCUGGUCAACUUGGGAAAGGGCCGUUACAAAAUAAAGCUCACCUCAAUUGCUGAGAAGAAGGUGCAGAAAUCCAGGGAAGUCAUUGAUAGCAUCAUAAAAGAAAAAACAGUUGUUUACGGCAUUACCACAGGUUUUGGGAAGUUUGCCAGAACUGUAAUUCCUAUAAACAAGCUGGAAGAGCUCCAGUUCAAUUUAGUACGUUCACAUUCUGCAGGUGUUGGGAAGCCACUAAUUCCUGAGAGAUGUCGGAUGCUCUUGGCUUUAAGGAUUAAUGUCUUAGCCAAAGGAUACAGUGGCAUUUCUUUAGAGACCCUCAAACAAGUUAUUGAAGUAUUUAAUGCCUCCUGCCUGCCCUAUGUUCCAGAGAAAGGAACUGUUGGUGCCAGUGGGGACCUGGCCCCUCUCUCUCAUCUUGCUCUUGGGCUAAUUGGAGAAGGAAAGAUGUGGUCUCCAAAGAGUGGCUGGGCUGAUGCCAAAUACGUGCUGGAAGCCCAUGGAUUGAAGCCAAUUGUUCUGAAACCCAAAGAGGGUCUGGCACUCAUCAACGGAACCCAGAUGAUCACCUCCCUGGGCUGUGAAGCUCUGGAGAGAGCCAGUGCAAUCGCAAAGCAAGCUGACAUCGUGGCGGCCCUGACCUUGGAGGUGCUCAAGGGCACCACCAAGGCCUUUGAUACUGACAUCCAUGCUGUUCGCCCUCAUCGUGGGCAAAUGGAAGUUGCUUUUCGGUUUCGCUCCCUCUUGGACUCUGAUCAUCACCCGUCUGAGAUAGCAGAAAGCCACAGGUUUUGUGAUCGAGUUCAAGAUGCAUACACCCUGCGCUGCUGUCCACAGGUCCACGGUGUGGUGAAUGACACAAUUGCAUUUGUGAAGGACAUCAUUACCACAGAACUUAACAGUGCAACAGAUAACCCUAUGGUCUUUGCCAGUAGAGGAGAGACUAUUUCUGGAGGCAACUUCCACGGAGAAUACCCAGCCAAAGCUUUGGACUAUUUGGCCAUCGGUGUCCAUGAACUUGCUGCAAUUAGUGAGAGAAGAAUUGAAAGACUCUGCAAUCCUUCCCUCAGUGAGCUGCCUGCCUUCCUGGUGGCUGAAGGUGGCCUGAACUCGGGGUUCAUGAUAGCCCACUGCACAGCAGCAGCCCUUGUUUCUGAGAGCAAGGCCUUGUGUCACCCCUCUUCUGUGGACUCUCUGUCCACCAGCGCUGCCACAGAAGACCAUGUCUCCAUGGGAGGAUGGGCAGCAAGGAAGGCCCUCAGGGUCAUCGAGCAUGUGGAACAAGUGCUGGCCAUUGAGCUCCUUGCUGCUUGUCAGGGCAUUGAAUUUCUGCGCCCCCUGAGAACCACCACUCCAUUGGAGAAGGUCUAUGACCUAGUGCGCUCUGUUGUAAGACCCUGGAUAAAAGACCGAUUCAUGGCCCCAGACAUUGAGGCAGCACAUCGGCUGCUGGUAGACCAGAAGGUCUGGGAAGUAGCCGCACCGUACAUUGAAAAAUACAGAAUGGAGCAUCUUCCAGAAUCAAGACCCAUUUCUCCUACAGCAUUUUCCUUGCAAUCCCUGCGUAAGAAUUCCACCAAACUCCCAGAGUCUGAAGACCUUUAAUUGGUUUUGUCACGGAGGAGCAAAGCAGAUGACAUCUACAGCAGUAUUAAGCUGAGGGCGACCAGAGAACUUGCCCACAUAUAUCAAUCUAUUAUGUAAUUCUGUUUUCUCAAAACCUGCUUUG
Molecule: messenger RNA, 2208 nt
Organism: Elephantulus edwardii (Cape elephant shrew)
Lineage: Eukaryota; Metazoa; Chordata; Mammalia; Macroscelidea; Macroscelididae
Gene: HAL
Product: histidine ammonia-lyase
Exons: 20
Coding region: 111-2084 (657 amino acids)
Biological process (GO): L-histidine catabolic process
Cellular component (GO): cytoplasm
Molecular function (GO): histidine ammonia-lyase activity
Source: RefSeq, a predicted model, not a curated record